AAUAUUAUUCCUAUAUCCCAGUAUAUUUUUUACGAUUAAGGGAUUUAAGUGUUGUGUAUAAUACUCUUGUUAUGUGUCACCAGUUUAAUUAUUUUUAUCAUACUCUCAAUAAAAAUGUAGUUAUUUUCAUCUCAUUAAUUUUCAUCAGUUACAUGAUGUUUAAUGACUAUUUUACCACUUUAAUUAAUGAUCGCUUGAAUUAAUGGUCAUGAAAAUUUCAAUGGUUCUUCAAAAAGAAAUAUUCUUCAUGAAAAUUUAUAUUGUUUUUAUGAUUGUAUUUGCGUUUUCACACAUCAGCCAUGGCGAAAAAAGUAAUAGUACAAUUAAAUCCAUGAUCGUCCAAGAAAUUAUGAAAAAAGUAUCUAAUAUAUCAAUGAAUUCGCUAUCGAAAGCCCCAGCAGAGAAAAAAGAGAAUAUUCUAAAUAAAAUUGAAAAUAAAUUAAGGCAAUCUGCCAAAGCUAUGGGCGCUGAUGCAGAUAAAUAUGUUAAAUUUAUAAUGGAUGAAUUUAAAUCAAAAGCAAAUGAACAACUUAAUAAGCAUGCUGUGGAAUCGCAACGGAAAUCUAGUUCUCAUACUGACGCAAAACCGCAGUCACGAAGUGUUAUAGACAAGAACACAAAACAACAAAUAAUCAAAGAAAUUGCAGAUAAAAUCCAAACUCUAGCCAAAGAAUUUAUGAAGAAUGCAAAAACUGUUGAAAAGAAAAAAGAAGUUUUGGAAAAGAUUAGGAAAAGGAUUGUAGAAUCGGCGAAACAGAAACACAUGCAAAUCCAUAACAAGCAUGAGGAGCUAAAAACAUAUAGCAGUCUGAUUGCGCAGGGACUUGAAGUAUCCAUGCGGAAAAUGUUAGAUGAAGAGAAUAAAGCGAAUGCACGACGAAUGCAACCUGAAUCCAACACAAAUAAUAUUCCAGUUGUCAGUAGUACUACUACGCUCGAACCUCUAGUAGAAGACGUCGAUAUAGAAGUAAAAAAAACUGAAAGCCAUGGAAACUUCGAUUUUGAUAUAGCCAAAACGUCGAAAUUUAUGUUCGAUCUAACAGAAAUAAACAAGUAUAAAGAGCUUAUCGCACAAUCUUUAAAUGAUACUUCUAUAGAUCCACGCUGCGAUGAAAUUGUAGAAGAAACGUGUCUUAACAUUCAGUCGUUUAAUCAAAUAUCAUGUGGAGAUGGUAAAAGCGUUCCUAUAGAAUAUCUAUGUAAUGGAGCUGUUGACUGCUGGAACCACAUCGAUGAAGAAAACUGUACUACGCAAGCAAUGGAAAAAGUGCGGAAAGCCACUGCAGUAAUGACGGACAUAGAAGCGUCUUUUAACCGUCAAUGUUUUGCGUCAACUACGGACGGUACUAUUCUCACAGCACAGAACCAAAUUUUGAGGGAUGUACUACAAACCCAAAUGGAUUUUUUACAGCAUCAUAUCAAGGCCCCAAAUGCAAGAAGUGAAAAUAAAGACAAAAAUCAUGUGGAUGACAGUUUCGUUAAGAAGACAGUUAGCGACGUGAAUUUGAUUUUAAGUACUCUUUCAUACGCUUUAGAUGGAACACUGUGCGCACAGCAUAUUGACCCAUAUCGUACAGGAAAUAGCGUGGCUCGCAAGUACAAUGAUAUAGAAGUUGACCAACUGGAUGACGGGCCUCAUGAUCCCGCAUUUUCUCCGAAGUCAUGUACUUGCAAAAAUCAAUAUUGUGAAGGUAAAAAAUGUGAUGCUCCAUGUAAGCGAGUAUGCUGGCAAAUGUACAGUUUAAACCAUUGGGGCUGUCAAGCCAUAAAUGGGGCAACAAGCGUUUCAUUGAAUACUAUCUGCGAUGGGAAGUUAGACUGCUUUGAUGAAACUGACGAAAGUAAUUGUGCAGUAAUAGAUUCUGGGACUUCCAAAUUUGGCGUCAGCGCCACAUAUAGUAAAUUACUAGAUUUAUUAUCAACCAAAUCAAAAUCGUACGAAUUUAUAAAAAGUCGAAAUAAGUUGGUUGAACUGCACGGAUUAGUUCGCCAACUCCAGAAGCAGACAAUGAGAACGAAUACUGACUCUCACACUAUUAAAUUACUCAGAGACGACGCUUUUAAUCUGCUCGUGUCGAUCUAUGAAGAUCUGUCACAAACGAUGAAACUCCAAGAACUAGACGAUGCUUACUUGCUUUUGUUAUCCAUCAAUGAGAAACUGGUAACUGCACUGAAGGGUAGUCACGCUGGAAACGAAAACUUAAUAUCACCAGCUAGCUGUUACUGCAGAGGUGGUCUUUGCGCUCUACGCAGAUGUAAUCGGAACUGUGUCCAAGCUUGUUUGGCGGAGCCGGUGUUAACCAGAUACGCUUGUAAUGUACAAAACGUUACAGUACCCGUAGAAAACAUAUGUAAUGGAAGAAAAAACUGUCCGAAUGGUGAAGAUGAAAAGAACUGCAAAAAAGAUAUUUGUCGCGCGCAUCACUUGGUCCUGUUACGUCAUAAUUUACAAAAUGUAGGUGCGAAACAUAGAGGGACAGUUUUGGGAGAAGUUAUAGAAACUUGGCGGGCUAAGGUAUCAGCAUCCUUGUAUAUCGCCGAGAAGCCAGAACGACCUAAUCAUAACUCAAUGAGUGAAAUCAUUAAUCGAGUUCUUCACGACCUGGUGAUGGCGUUUGCGGCCAUGGAGGAUUACAGAAGAACAAACUCUGAUUACGCGCUGAAAGAAUUCAUAGGCAUAUCUAAAAUAGUCAUGGAUACAAUGAAGUCUUGUAAUAAUUAAACCGUGUUUAUUGACUUAA
Messenger RNA from Trichoplusia ni (cabbage looper), 2741 nucleotides. RefSeq lists its product as uncharacterized. Gene Ontology annotation, molecular function: protein binding. Gene Ontology annotation, cellular component: plasma membrane. The record is from RefSeq and is a predicted model, not a curated record. The transcript has 6 exons. Lineage: Eukaryota; Metazoa; Arthropoda; Insecta; Lepidoptera; Noctuidae. Bases 203 to 2722 code for a protein of 839 amino acids.